Molecule: messenger RNA, 1005 nt
Organism: Purpureocillium lilacinum
Lineage: Eukaryota; Fungi; Ascomycota; Sordariomycetes; Hypocreales; Ophiocordycipitaceae
Molecular function (GO): 8-oxo-dGDP phosphatase activity
Source: RefSeq, a predicted model, not a curated record
AUGAAGUCCAACAUCGAGCUCAUCAGCGAUACGGACCGCUUCCCUUACGCCAGUGGGGGUGACGAGGGCGAAAGGGCCUUUGUAGCGGAUCAGGACUUGUACCGGCUGAUGUGGAAAGACGCAGACGGCCAGUACCCCAUCGGUUAUGUGCUGGCCCGCGUCGUUCAAGAGCUGGAGCAGGUGCCUCCUGAAGUGGUGGGCGAGAUUGUGGUCGACCACGUCCACCGCACUCUGUCCCUGUUCCAGCUGCCGACCGAGGCGGAGAGAAGCCGUUGCGUCGCCGCCCUGGCCAGCUACUGGCGCGAACGGAGCACCUUUAAGCUCCUUAACGGCUGGCGAAACGAGGUGUGGCCCGUCUACAGCCGCAAGGGCGAGCUGCUCUUCAGCGUUGAGCGCGCAGCCAUGGGCCUCUUCGGCACGAUGCGUUACGGCGUCCACAUGACGGCGUACGUUGCCGACAAGUCGGCGCCGCACGGAAUCAAGCUCUGGGUGCCCAAGCGCGCCGCUGACAAGUCCACGUUUCCCGGUAUGCUUGACAAUACGGUCGCGGGCGGGCUCAUGACGGGCGAGGACCCCUUCGAGUGCAUCAUCCGUGAAGCCGACGAGGAGGCGAGCCUUCCAGACAAGCUUGUCCGCGAUGGAGCCCGCAGUGUCGGCACAGUCACGUACAUCUAUGUCACUGAGGAGAAGUAUGUUGGCGAGGAUGGGUUCAUCUACCCGGAGUGUCAAUGGAUCUAUGAUCUCGAGCUACCUGCCGAUCUGGUCCCUCAGCCCAAAGACGGCGAAGUCGACGAAUUCUACCUGUGCGAUGUGGAACAGGUCAAGAGGGAUCUUGCCACUGACAAAUACAAGCACAACUGCGCUCUUGUCACACUCGACUUUUUCAUUCGCCAUAGCAUACUGACCGACGACGACGAGCCAGAGCUAGCCGCCAUCAAGGAGAGGAUGCACCGCCAAAUGCCGUUUCCGGGGCCCCACCAAAGCGACUGGAGGCACUCGCGGUAG